AUGGACCUGCCAUCUUUACUGCUCUGCGUCCUGCUGCACGUCCUGGCCGUCCACUGUCAGACGGCUCGGAUCGUGGGAGGCUACGCUCCGGUGCCGUACUUCAUAAAGUACAUGGUUUCCAUCCAGACCAUGCAGAGGCAGCAUCGGUGUGGGGGGGCGCUUAUCAACAAGUACUGGGUCCUCACCGCCGCACACUGCAACAUCGGGGUGAACAAGAUGAUGAUAGUAGCAGGAGAUUAUUCUCUGGCCAUCUAUGAAGGCACAGAGCAACAAAUCCUGCCCCAGCUGCUGGUGCCCCACCCCGGAUACAACAGCAACAACACUGACAGCGACAUCAUGCUUAUCAAGCUGAAGGCUCCGGUCUACCUGAACAGCUACGUCUCCAUCGCCCUGCUGCCCCGACAUGGCGCCUCCAUCGCGGAGGGCCGUAUGUGCCGGGUGUCAGGGUGGGGUUACACCAGCCCCACCGGGGGUCAGAUCCCCUCCACCCUGCGCACCGCCACGCUGCCCAUCGUCUCCUCAGAAACAUGCAACAGCAGCGAGUCGUUCGCCGGCAGAAUCACGGAGAACAUGAUCUGCGCAGGGUUCAGCACCGGGGGGAGGGACGCCUGUAAGGGGGACUCCGGGGGUCCUCUUGUUUGUGAGGGCCGGAUCUACGGCCUGGUUUCUUGGGGCAAGGGGUGUGCGGACCCCCAGUAUCCUGGAGUCUACACAGCCGUGUCCAAGUUCCGCAGGUGGAUAGACAACACCAUCUUCAGCUACUACAGCCGCUGCACACGAGAGUGACGGCGCUACUGACAUCCAAUCACACAUUAGGUCUUCAUUUGAAUUCUGUCAUGUAUUUGUUUGAAUAGUUGAUAUUUCUGGAACAAGUUGAGGCUUUAUGUGCCGGGUAUUUGCUGGUGCUAAGCUAAGCUAGCUACGUAUCAGCUGCUUGAUUACUGGUGUCAUUAAGGGGUGGGAUGUCAGCCUUCAGAGGCCACCGAACCACUGCCCAUUUAACUCACCUGAGAACAUUAACAGCGGCUGACAUCAUUCAAAGUAGAAUAUUUCAUCAUGGCUGUUGUUGAUCUGUUUAAAGCAGAAACUCAACGAGCGAAGCAUGAUCCACCAACUUCCUGCGGAGGCCGUCAGGUGCUAACGUGCUACAACAACCCAGACCUCUUCCACCAGGAGGAACGAGCAGCAGAUAUCAAAUCAAUCCUGAACGUCACCAACCGGUCCCCAGCUGUGUGCGUCUCUCUUUAGUGUCCCCUGGUCUCCAGCUGUGUGCGUCUCUCUUUAGUGUCCCCUGGUCUCCAGCUGUGUGCGUCUCUCUUUAGUGUCCCCUGGUCUCCAGCUGUGUGCGUCUCUCUUUAGUGUCCCCUGGUCUCCAGCUGUGUGCGUCUCUCUUUAGUGUCCCCUGGUCUCCGUUGUGUUGGAGCUUCUUGCAGCGUUUGGUUUCUGCAGCUUUUAGUAAACUGCUCAUGUUUCCUCUGCUGAAUGUUCUCUAGAUGCUGCAUGUGUUGAAGAGCUGCUGCAGAUGUUCCUGCAUGAGGUUUGAUUUGAGUUUCUGUUUCUGCAUCCUCUCUGAAGCUGUUCCUCCUGAUGGAGGAGUUCUGGACAUAGAAGCGCAUUAGCAACUGUCGGCCUCAGUCAUUUCCCUCUGGCUAAAUUAAAAGGACACAUUAACCACAUUAACCACAUCAUCAAGAAUGAGGUGCCAUAUUUUA
This is a messenger RNA of Eleginops maclovinus (Patagonian blennie), 1712 nucleotides long. RefSeq names its product trypsin-3. Lineage: Eukaryota; Metazoa; Chordata; Actinopteri; Perciformes; Eleginopidae. Gene Ontology annotation, biological process: proteolysis. The transcript is spliced from 5 exons. Gene Ontology annotation, molecular function: serine-type endopeptidase activity. Bases 1 to 786 code for a protein of 261 amino acids. The record is from RefSeq and is a predicted model, not a curated record.